ACGAAAUCGGUCGAAACCGACGCAAAAGAAAUACUGAAAUACUCAUAAAAAAAUUGCUAUUAUUCCAGAUCGGUUAAACCUGUCUGGAUUACUUCAAAUUCUCGGCUCCCCUCAUUUAACCGAUUCCAGACCUAGAAGGCCAUCUAUAGCGUAGCGUAAGGUUCUUGUGAGUGACGGAAGGCGGCGGGUGACCUAAUAGGUUGGACUCGGCGGCGAGUGAUGGAGCAGGUCAGAUCCGGAGGCGAGUGAUCGAAUAGAUCUGACCCGGCGGCGAGUGACGGAGUAGGUCAGACCCAGCGGCUAGUGGUGGAGUGACUCUAGCAUCCUGUGGAGUUCCUGACUUCGACUAAGGGUUGGACGGGGUUCGAGCGGAUAGCCUGGUCGGAAGGCGUUCCAGUAGGGGUGCCUUUGUUUUCGGUCGGCGUUCGAGUGAGCAGACCUUCUUCAUUGGCUGGUGUUCGAGUUAGUAGACCUUCUUCGUAAGACACGUUCGAACGAGCACACUGAUAACCUUGAGAACUUAUUUCUAUAAGAAGCAUUGUACUCUAGUGGACUUGAAAAGCUUGACACCAGGUUUGUAAGGAUAUGAUGUAACACCGUCCCCAAAUGUAUUUACCUUUAAGCGAAUAAUUUAUUGAACCCUAUGAAAUUUUUAGUGAAUUUACGAGGUUGUGAAUUUGUAUUAAUUUUUUUUCGCGUGAAUAAUAAAAUGCACGUGGGGCCCACAUCAGGAGUGGGGACUGCCCGAUAUUAUCGGGACCACAUAUUAUAUUCGUCUGGGUCUAGAAAAUAUUUAUAGAUGGUGGAUACUUCAUUUGGGCCAUGGAAAAGCCCAGAGUUGACCGACCGGUCAAUAGAGGCCCAAAUACCGGUAUCAAUAAACUUAUCAGAUAAAAGCCUGAAAUUGGAUUUUGGAGACUUAUAAAUUAAAAUUGGGGAAUGCAUAUUCAUUCUAAAUGGUAUAAGGAUUUAAGAACACGUAAUAUAUUUAUUUAACCCGAUAAAAUAAAACAUAUCUAAAAACAGUCCGGAAAAUACAACUUUCGGGGCGAAUUGCACACUUUGUGACAAAUUAGGACGACCUCCCACAUGGGUGGGGGCCACCCCACGAAUUUGUCAACCCUUGAGGGCUGGAUGAGUGCCAAAUUGGCUGAACAACAAUUGAGAGGAUGGGGGAGACACCUUUGACAUGAAGUAGACCCCCUCCCUUCACUCAUUUGUCUAAAUGAGACAAAGACCACCCCCCUCACCUCACCAUCUCCACCCACACGAUUCAGCACCCUAGGAUAGCAAGGAGGGGCUCUGAAACUUCUCAUUUUCACACCCAAAUUCGAGCUCAAGAAAGAGGAUCCAAGGAGGAGUGCUUGGAGAAGGAAAAAGGUGUAGGAAAGUGUGGAAAAUUGAGGAACUUGAUUUAAAGUAUUUUUGAGCUUCGCCGGAGUUUCGUCGGAGUUGGUCAAAGUUCGCCGGAGUUGGUCAAUGUUCACCGGAGUUGGUCAAAGUUCGCCGGAGUUGGUCAAAGUUCAAUCGAGGAACGUAGAACGCGCUUAAGUUUAAUUGAGGUUAAUUGUUUUCUAAUAUGUCUUCUCUCUCGCAGAUGCAACUCUCUACUUUGCUCCCUGUUGCAGUCUUUAUUGAGAGCAUCUUUUUUGGAGGGAUAUAAGAAGAGCCACUUUCAACAGGUUUAAUGUUUUCUAUUUUAGAGGUUCCAGUGCUUAAUCCCCAGACAAUCAAAUGGAUACAGCCUCACACUCUUGUUCGAUACCGGGGAAUGAUUCAAGACAUGUUGGGUAAUGAAUUUUAUGCUGGAGCCUAUAAGGAUGGGGAUACAUGGAGAACUAAUAAGUUUGCUGAUAUUUCUCAAUUUCCAAUGGGAGAUACACCUGAGAUGCGAGUUUGGGAGCGCCACUUGCUGUACUGUGUUCCUGUACCAGGGCAGAAUCCGUGGACUGAAGUCACUGAGCCUUGUGAAGUUUUAAAGGAUACAAUCACAUGCUCUACUUAUACUUGUUUGCAGAGGGAGAAGCGCCAGAGAGAAGAUGAUCCUAUAAUGGAUGAUCUGAAUAUGGAAGUAAUUCUCUAAAUUUUCACUUGUUUCGUAUUUGCCACACACUACUACCCUUUUCUAAACAAACUAUUCUGUUGCAAUCCAAUAUCAUGGUUAUGUGCCGGAGCUGAAAUUUGCCAUGCAUUCUCUUUUAAAAAUGCGUUGUAUUCCACCUGUCAUAUUUUACUGUCCUAGUUACUAUUCAUGGGUAAACUACAUAUCCUUUGUUAGGUUAUUUUAUUUACUAUUGUUUUAAAUUUUUUAAAAUGAAAUAUUCGUGUCAUUGCUAUUUCACAGCUUUUGCUGUAGUUUGGAAAUAUGUAAGUUUACUUCCUUUAUUUAAAGUAAGUUGUCCAACUUAGAUCCUUCCUCAUUACUCAAGGAUACAUCAAAUGGGCCCCAUCAUUAUUAGAUCCAACUUAGAUCCUUCCUCACUACAUAAUACUCCUUUAUGUAGUUUCCAACUUAGAUCCUUCCUUGAAUUACGGGCUAGCCACAUCAAUUAUGAUGGUCUCAGUGGUGGGGAAAUGUUUGUCUCUCUUAAUUCCAUCCCAGACUAUAUUCUACAUUACAAAGAAGUUGAAGUGAAGUAGAGCUACAAUUAAGUUAAGGAAUCAGGUUUCCUCACUAUAAGUUUGUUUCUUGAUUUACAUUUUGAAGAAUUGUCAUACUUAUAACACAAAUAUGUCAUGUGGACUGCUAGAAUCACUACACCACUAUGUCUUUUCUUUUGUCCUUUUCUUUUCUGAAAGGCAUAAAGAGGGAGUUUCAUGGAAGAAAUUAAGCUCAUGUGAUGACCAGGAAGACUUUUUCAUCUCGUCUAUUCUCCAUUGUUAAUGUUUCAGCCUUAUUGUAUUUUGACAUAGGAGCUUUUAUUUAGAUAGCAUUUUGUUCUUGUUUAUUGUUUUUUGUUGCGGGGAUGCCCCUUUUAAUUAUGUAGUAUGUACAUUCACAUUUAUGUGAGAAUUUGAGAUAUAAAUAAAAAUGUUUGUGAUACGUUCGUAAUUUCCA
This is a messenger RNA of Cuscuta europaea, 3058 nucleotides long. Lineage: Eukaryota; Viridiplantae; Streptophyta; Magnoliopsida; Solanales; Convolvulaceae. The record is from the annotation of a GenBank genome assembly.